Trichobilharzia szidati is the source of this 1756-nucleotide messenger RNA. The record is from the annotation of a GenBank genome assembly. NCBI's taxonomy places the organism in Eukaryota, Metazoa, Platyhelminthes, Trematoda, Strigeidida, Schistosomatidae.
CUGGAAAAUUGAACAUGGCCAUUAACCUGCAUUGUUUCGUGAAAUUUAAAUUAAUGAGUCUUGUUAUUUUUAGAUUUCAACUGUAUAUUGGGAGCGCGGAAUAUUUCACUAGUGCGCUACAACAGCAAUGAGAAAAAAGGUGCUGUUAAUGGGCAAAUCUGGUUCGGGCAAAACAAGUAUGCGAAGCAUCAUAUUUGCAAACUUUAUUGCUCGUGAUACCCGCAGACUAGGCCCCACAAUGGACGUGGAACAUACACACUUACGACUUCUUGGGGGGCUGGUUUUAAACUUAUGGGACUGUGGAGGACAAGACGGGUUUAUGGAAAGCUAUUUUGUUAACCAAAGGGAAACAAUAUUCAGAAACGUUGAGGUUCUGAUCUAUGUUUUCGACAUCGAAAGCCGGGAAAUUUCGAAAGACCUGGCUUAUUAUCGUUCUUGUCUAGAUGCAGUCAAUCAGAAUUCUCCCGGCGCAAAAAUAUUUUGUCUUAUUCAUAAAACUGACUUAGUCAGUGAAGAAAAAAGAGAUGAGAUAUUUCAAGCCAGAAAAGAAAACAUUGAAGCAGUUACUAAACCUUUAACAUGCUCAUGUUUUACAACAUCUAUAUGGGAUGAGACAUUAUUCAAAGCGUGGUCUAAAAUUGUUUAUGAACUUAUUCCAAAUAUCAAAACUCUAGAAGGGAGUUUAAAACAGCUUUGUGAGGUACUGGAAGCUGAUGAAGUAAUUUUAUUUGAAAGAGCAACAUUCCUUGAAAUCGCUUGUCAUUCUAGAGUCCCACAUUCUGAUGUGCAUAGGUUCGAAAAAAUAAGCAAUAUUGUGAAACAAUUCAAGUUGUCGUGUAGCAAAGUUGGUGCAAAUUUCACCAAGAUUGAAUUGCAUAAUCAGUACUUUGCUGCGUUUAUUGAUGUUUUCACUUCAAAUACAUACAUUAUGGUUGUGUGUUCAGAUCCAUCUAUCGCUUCAUCUGCAACUUUACUCAAUAUUCGCAAUGCUCGUAAGCACUUCGAACGUCUAGAGAAAAUAGAACAACCACAUUCUGCAAUAGCUGGGCGUAAUUGAGACCUCGUAUGCACUCGAUAAUCAUCUUAUCUAUCGAUGCAUUGUGAUUACAAUUUUCCAACUGAAGAUUACGAUGUCAAUGUGCAUUAUACCAGUGAAUUUCGAUUUUUAUUCAAAUAAUAGAAAAAAAACAUAAAAUUCUGUAUAGAUCUGUGAUGGAUUUUCCAUUUGCAUCGGUCAUCUUUUUACGGUAAGACAAUAUGAUAUUAGGCAGAGCAAAAAUAAAUUCUUAUCCGUUCUACAAAUUUGAAUAAAAACAGCUAAAGUAGCUUACACAUGUAUAAUUAACAUGCUGAAAAUGAAUUUUUUGACACUAACUGAACUUCCAAUUCUGUAAAACAAUUUAAAAUGUGAUUAACGCUUUCCUUCAAUCUAUUUGUACACUUCAGUGAUGACUACAUCUUAGAGAAUCAUUAUUCUUAAAUGAUAUAUAUAUGAAAUUGAUAUGUUUUGAUAAAAUGUAAAUAAUUUCAUACUUUUGCUUCGUCUAACUCAUUUUUCUCUUUCAUUGUAUUUCCUUUUUCAUCAACUUGCUCAGAUGGUAUACAUUAACGAAGUCUUUUUUUUAACUGUUGUCUCACCUUUCUGCAAGUUCAUGACAAGAACUUUAACUAAUCAAAGUACUUAGGAUUUGAUAUGUGACAUGGCUAAGGUGCUUAGAUUCUAACUUACACCUACUAAAUAAAGAGAUUCUGUUAU